Molecule: messenger RNA, 1332 nt
Organism: Trematosphaeria pertusa
Lineage: Eukaryota; Fungi; Ascomycota; Dothideomycetes; Pleosporales; Trematosphaeriaceae
Exons: 4
Coding region: 195-1241 (348 amino acids)
Source: RefSeq, a predicted model, not a curated record
ACCACCGGCAGUUAGCAUGUGGGUGGCGACAAGGGCUUGCACGCUGUUAUAAGGGAUCCCACGAUACAUGACCUGGUGGGUUUGUCCUCUGCACGCCUUCAUUCUUUGUGGUUUCCGUUCUUACUAAACCCCCCUUCCCUCCUCCGUCGUGCACCUCCCAGGUCAAGGCCGACACUCCGAUCACUAAAGUCACAAUGCAGUGGGCUACUCUCGCUGCCGCCGCAGCGCUCUUCGCGCAGAAUGUCGCCGCCCAGCAGAUGCUGCGAUUUGCCUGCUCCCAGCUUGUCGUUGAGCGAACGGAUCCCCUCGUCAACCCCGGCAUGAAGUACACGCCGCAUCUUCAUCAGAUCGUUGGAGGCAAUAGCUUCAACGUGACGAUGGACCCGGCCAACGACCCGGCCACGCUCUCCACCUGCACAUCGUGCAGCUUCGUCCAGGACAAGUCGAACUACUGGACUGCCGUCAUGUUCUUCAAGGCGAAGAACGGCACCUAUCACCGUGUUCCCCAGGUCGGCAACGGUGGACCCCAGGGCGCUCUCCAGAACAAGGGUGGUCUUGAUGUCUACUACAUCCCCAGCGGCAAGGUGACUGCCUUCAAGAAGGGUUUCCGUAUGUUGGCUGGUUCAGCCACGAACACCGACGACAGCAAGGUUAACAAGGGCAACAUCUGCCAUCGUUGCUGGACGUCGUCGAACGAGAACACCUUCGUCGGCAUGCAGCCCUGCUCCGGCACCGACACUGUCGCCAUCCCGGCUGACACCACCUGCAAGAUGAUCCGCCAGACCAUCGUCUUCCCCGCCUGCUGGGACGGCAAGAACCUCGACUCUCCCGACCACCAGAGCCACGUCGCCUACGGCCAAGGAUCCGGUGCCACUGGCGGCGGUGCCUGCCCGUCUACUCACCCGGUCAAGCUUCCUCAGGUCAUGUACGAGCUCAUGUGGAACGUGACCACCUUUGCCGACAAGAGCCAGUGGCCCACUGAUGGCUCUAGGCCGUUCGUCUACUCCAUGAACCUUGGUGGCUCCGCUGCUCACGGUGACUACGUCUUCGGCUGGGAGGGAGACUCGCUCCAGAAGGCCAUGGACAACGGCUGCACCCUCAACCAGGCCUGCCCCAAGGCCGGUCUCACCACCCAGCCCGCCGCCACGUACAACGCGUGCAACAAGAAGCAGCAGGCUCCCGAGGAUGUCGACGGCUGGCUCAAGGCAAUGCCCAUGGGCGAGAUGGCCAUCAAGGCAUAGAGCAUCUGCAUUUGCAUUUCACCCCAAUAAAAUCCCUCCUCAACCGUCGUCUCGUCUCGGCUCCGCUUUCCGCUUUCUCGCUUUCUUCCCC